AUGGACAGAAUCAGUGGAUUAUCAGAUGAAUUACUGGUUAAGAUACUAUCCUUUCUUCCGACAGAAGAUGCUGUCUCAACUAGCGUUUUGUCCAAACAAUGGAGGUUUCUUUGGAUGUGGUUGCCAAAACUCGAGUACCAUGACUAUUACGCCACUAAUCCCCCCGACACUUCCGACUUAAGCCUGGUCCUAAAAUCAUGUAACGCUGAGCUAUUCCAACCCGAGAACAUCAAACUAUGGGUUGGAAUCGCGGUUUCUCGCUGCGUGCGUGAGCUAACUCUAAGCAUACGCUAUAACUCGCCCCGUAACAAACCUUUCGUGCCACUGCCGAGUAGCUUCUACACCUGCUGCAGCUCCCUCACGGCUUUGAAACUCAAAGGGGAGUCUAUCUUCGUGGACGUGCCUCAAAGUGUUAAUCUCCCUUCCUUGAAGACGUUGAAGCUUCGAGACGUUACUUACUUAAACGACGACGCUCUUCGACUGCUUUUAUCUAAUUGCACUGCUCUUGAAGAGCUUUUUAUCGACCGAUACGGAGAGGCCGAUGACAAUGUGAGGGCGCUAGUUGUUGAGAACUCUACUCUGCAGCGUUUGACCUUGAAGAUGUAUAGUGAUCAUCUUGAUGUGCAGCAUGUCAUCGUUACUCCUUCUCUGAAGUAUUUUAAACUCUAUGAUGAGGGACAUGAUUUAUCCUAUUCGAUUGAGCAUAUGCCGAAGCUAGAGGAGGCGGAUAUUGAUGUUUCAAGUUCUCUCGACGAGCUUCUUGGAUCAAUGACACCCGUCAAACGCCUUUCAUUACGUCAGUUUUUUAACCGUGACGAUGAGUCUGUGCUUACUGUUGGGUCUUCAACCAGCUUGAACAUGUGAAGCUGUCUUUCUACAGCGACGACUGGUCCAAGUUGCUUGUCUGGUUGCUUAGAAAUUCUCCUAAACUGCGAGAACUCAACAUUUACGUUGAUCAAAGUGAUUCACAGUUUCAGGACUAUGCCCCGGUUGAGUGGAAGAAUCGCAGCUCUGUUCCUGAAUGUUUGCAGAACACUCUCGAAACUUUCAAAUUUGAAGGGUUCAAGGGAACACAAGAAGAAGGGGAUUUCUUGAGUUUUUUCUUCAAAAACGCGUCUUGCUUGAAGUCUACAUCGAUCACUGACUAUGUUACACAAAGAGGUUAUCGAUGGCGCUGAAGAAUGGGAGCAGAGUGUGGCGACAAAACUCGCAGCGCCAUAGGUAAAUGGAAAGGUGGUUUAUGGACGCUGCAGUUCAUAGACUCGUUGGUUUGCGAUUACUUGUUUGCAGCAUCAUGUGUUCAAUAGAAAAUCUGAAUGAACUUCUAAGUAAUGUUUGUGUGUUUCAGUCAAGUUUGAACUUAUGCUCUAGUUUAUAAAAUCACAUCAUAAGUACGGUUUUGUGGUAUAAGAUAUGUUUUAAAAUUGUGA
Molecule: messenger RNA, 1430 nt
Organism: Brassica rapa (field mustard)
Lineage: Eukaryota; Viridiplantae; Streptophyta; Magnoliopsida; Brassicales; Brassicaceae
Product: putative FBD-associated F-box protein At5g56700
Molecular function (GO): protein binding
Source: RefSeq, a predicted model, not a curated record